CGAGAUAGAUUGACGGGACAAGAUGGCCACGAAGCAUUAGGAAUUCCUUAGCUACAGUCAUUUACAGCCUAGGCGAAAUAUACAUUUGAUAUUUUAGCAUUCUUUCAAUAUGGGGUUGUCUCAAAGCUCAGGUGCAUCCGAAGGAGGAACGGAUGGAUAUCACGUGCAUGGGGUUCAGGAGAAUUCGCCUGCAGAGAAAGCUGGUUUGAAUCCCUUUUUCGACUUCAUAAUAUCUCUGGAUAAUCAUAGACUUAACCAGGAGAAUGACCUCCUGAAGGAACUUCUGAAGGUUAACAUGGAGAAGUCUGUGAAGAUGGAAGUCUACAGUACAAGGACCAUGACGUUGCGGGAGGUGGAGGUGGUGCCCAGCAGUAUGUGGGGAGGACAGGGUCUGCUUGGGGCAAGUGUCCGCUUCUGCGGUUGGAAAGGAGCCAAUGAAAACGUCUGGCAUGUACUGGAUGUGGAUGUGAAUUCACCAGCUGCUCUGGCAGGCCUUCAACCCCACGGUGACUUUAUUGUGGGAGCGGACCAGGUGUUGCAAGAUUCGGAAGACUUCUUCUCAUUGGUUGAGGCCCAUGAAGGGAAGCCCCUAAAGCUGCUGGUGUACAACACUGAGACAGACGCCUGCCGUGAGGUGGUGGUCACACCCAACUCAGCCUGGGGAGGAGAGGGCAGUCUGGGUUGCGGCAUUGGCUAUGGAUACUUGCAUCGGAUCCCAGCUCAAUCCCAGCUCACGACACAGAAACAGGAAAUGCCCUUUGCCCCCCCUCCUGAAAAUAUGGACUCCCCAGAGAUGCCUACCAAUGGAUACACUGAGGCAUCCCUGGUGGCAGCCUCUGGUCAGCCCGUCCCGGAUGAGGAGCUCACAGACCUAGAGCACCUCAACCUCCAGGACAGCUAUCUGCCCCCACCCAUCCAGAGGAUAAUGGACCCAGGCUUCUCUGAAUCUGAGGUGGCUAUCAUGAACUCUGACCCCUCAGACAUGGUAGACAGGCUGGACUUGUCCAUCUCAUCCAUUGACAUGACUAACACAUCUCUGGCUGUGCAUGAGGAGAAGGACAUCGACAACAUCUCUGGUAUUGAGGAGCUAGGGGAAUGUGAACUGCCUUUCUCACCACCUGACAACCAGAUGGAGGAAGAUGCUCCAGAGUCAAUCUCCCAGGCAGCAGUGGACCUCACGCCCCCCCUUGCUUCAGCCAUCACUUCUUCAGACACACCCACCGAGUCACCUAUCCCACCGCCGGAAUCCCCUGACCUGGUUGAAGAGUCAAUAACCCCUCCUAUUGAGUCAAAUGAUCCACCAACUAACCUGCCCGAUGAAUCCCUUGACCAAGCCAUGGAAGAGUCCCUUCCACUUCCUGAGCCCCCUGUCCCAGUCCCAGACCCAGACCUCCCCUCCCUACCUUCUGUCAACCUCCUCCCAGCACAGCCUGUUGACCCCCCCUCCAUUGAUGACUCCACCAGUCAGGAUAUCCUGGAUGGACCUGAGCCUGAUGUCAUCAGCUCAGUUGAGGAGCCUGUGGAAUCAGGGGCAGUUGAAUCUGACCACCAAUGCUGCCACAACGACGAAGAAAUCCAUCUAGACACGGCAGUAGAGGAACCCUCCCUGGAGUAGGGUGGCUGUUGGUCACUUAGAAAACACUACAGAAAAGCUGAACUUCGACAAUCAAUAGAGCAAUUAUGAGGAAGACCUUAAUCCAAGACAGGACAAACUCACACUAUUCAUUCAUUCAAUUGGCUACAAGUAAACACUACAAGUCUUCCAUAGGUUCAGGUACAGUAUCGAAGUAAUUAUGUUGUAUGAUGAGAUACCAUGUAGGACAAAUUCUAAGUAGUUUAGUUAUAUAGUACUAUAGUUAUAGCUACCUGGUAUUGGGUAAAAUCCAAUGUUACAAGUAGUGCCAAUUGCCACCAUUUCCUAAACAGGCAAUGUAACAGUCUUUGUAGACUGUUUACAAUAAAAGUAGAUCAAAAUAUUGUAUUGGAAUGGCCAUGGAAUAUUUCCAAAGAUUAAUACAUCUACAUUUAAAUAUAUUGUAAAACUACAGUUGUGGAAGAACAAAGCACAGUUGCACCUUAAUCUUUAUGACAACAAGGUUUUUAACACAGUUUACACUAUCAGUGGGAGUCGCUCUAAGCACAUCUUAUAGCAACUGUAGCAGAUUUUGAUUGCUUCUUUUAAUUUGAAUGUCAUUGUAAAUCUUAGAUUUUUUGUUUAAAAAACAUUGACAUAGGGAAUUUCCUUGCAUAGUUUUAUAGUACACACAGCCCAUUUUUAUUUGUAUUUUACUUUGCUGAAGCUAUGCUGUGUUUACAAAUGUGACAGGUGGAAUCAGUUUGUCUGUGAUCCUAUCUUUUAAGAGAAAUGCAGGGCCUUCACUAGGAUACAGUAUAUUUAUUUUUAAAAAGUUUAAUCUUAUUGGUCAUUGGUUCAAGCAGGUCUGUAGCCUGCCAAUAUAAAGGGCAUUAUUUUAUAACAAAUAAUGAUGUUCCUUUGUCUCAUUCCCCAAUGUUACCUCGGCAUAUUCAUUAAACGUUAUCUAUGCAAUAUGUGUAAACCAGGUUAGACAUAGAGCUGUGACUUUGCUGUGUGCUGCAAUGUGGCCAUGCUUAUACCAUAAAAGCAGUCAUGAGUUUGCAUGCAUUUAUUUCUGUUGAGAUAAUAACACUACUGUUCAUUUCGUACCAGGUUAGGAAUGUCUUUCUGCAUGGGGAUGGUUUAUGGUUUCCACAUUUUUAUAGAGUAGAGUAGCUUGCUUGUAGGAGAAAUUGGAAGUAUUUUUGCUAAGAAUUUAUCAAUGGAGAGAAUGUUUUAUUAAGAAUGGGUGCAAAGACUGAAUGUGAAAUUGAUUCAUUUUCUCUCAAUGUGAAAAGAAUGACAUCACUGGAAGAAAAAAUAAAAUUUGUUACAUAUGUUUUUGUA
Messenger RNA from Osmerus eperlanus (European smelt), 2923 nucleotides. RefSeq names its product Golgi reassembly-stacking protein 1-like. NCBI's taxonomy places the organism in Eukaryota, Metazoa, Chordata, Actinopteri, Osmeriformes, Osmeridae. Gene Ontology annotation, biological process: Golgi organization. Gene Ontology annotation, cellular component: Golgi apparatus. The coding region runs from base 110 to 1615 and encodes 501 amino acids. Gene Ontology annotation, molecular function: protein binding. The transcript has 9 exons. The record is from RefSeq and is a predicted model, not a curated record.